This is a messenger RNA of Funneliformis geosporum, 324 nucleotides long. NCBI's taxonomy places the organism in Eukaryota, Fungi, Glomeromycota, Glomeromycetes, Glomerales, Glomeraceae. The record is from the annotation of a GenBank genome assembly.
AUGUAUAACGUUUACGGAAGAAACAUCGCAAAAAAAUACGCGCCAAGAUACGCACAACAAAAUAGAUUAUUUCAUAACAUGAAUGGUAACGGAGUAAAAGGAAAUAUUAGUUUGAAAGUUACAACUCUUGGAUUAGUUGGAGGGGGUGGGAUUGGAUUUAUUCACAUUAUUAGAGGUGAAAUUAAAGAAACGCUUAAACCUCUCGAUCUAAAGAUUGACAUGAUGGACAAAAGAUUGGAAAGAUUAGAAAAUCAAUUCCAUAAAUUUUCCGAAGAUAUAGGACAUAUAAAAGCAUUCUUAACGAAAUAUAUCGCUGACUCUUAG